This is a messenger RNA of Debaryomyces hansenii CBS767, 2064 nucleotides long. RefSeq lists its product as uncharacterized. The record is from RefSeq and is a predicted model, not a curated record. The transcript has a single exon. Gene Ontology annotation, cellular component: clathrin-coated pit; clathrin-coated vesicle. NCBI's taxonomy places the organism in Eukaryota, Fungi, Ascomycota, Pichiomycetes, Serinales, Debaryomycetaceae. Gene Ontology annotation, biological process: clathrin coat assembly; clathrin-dependent endocytosis; vesicle budding from membrane. Bases 1 to 2064 code for a protein of 687 amino acids. Gene Ontology annotation, molecular function: 1-phosphatidylinositol binding; clathrin heavy chain binding; SNARE binding.
AUGACAACAUAUGAGAAAAUUGUCAAGGGUGCUACUAAGGUCAAAGUAGCAGCCCCAAAACCAAAAUAUAUUGAACCGAUUCUAAUGAGUACCCUGAUAGAUCAUUCGGUAGAAGCAGAGAAUUUCGUUACUAUAAUGAAAGCGUUACGAGGUAGACUUCAAGACAGUGCGUGGUCGGUUGUAUAUAAGCUGUUGAUUGUAAUUCACAUAAUGAUUAGGGAAGGUGAUCGAGAUGUUACGUUGAAUUAUCUCGUUAAUAAGGAUCCUAAUAUGCUUAAUUUAUCCCACUCAAGCAUUACCAAAAACCACAACCAUAACCCUGACGUUCGAUUCAUUGUGAAAUAUGCUAAAUAUUUGCAUACAAGGGUCAAGCAGUAUGAAUCGACAGGAAUUGACUAUGUGAGAGAUGAACGUGCUAAUAAUAGCACUGGACAAGAUGGGGGGAGGUUGCGUACGUUGACAAUUGAAAAGGGCUUAUUAAGAGAAUGUGAGAGUGUUCAGAGACAAAUAGAUGCAUUAUUGAAAAAUAACUUCAUGGAAAAUGAGAUUAAUAACGAUAUUGUUUUAACCGCAUUUAGGAUGUUAGUCAAUGACUUAUUAGCGUUGUUUCAAGAAUUAAACGAAGGUGUGAUUAAUAUCUUGGAACAUUAUUUUGAGACUUCAAAGGUUGAUGCCGAAAGGGCACUCAGAAUUUAUAAGAAGUUUGUAGAUCAGACCAAAUAUGUUAUUGAUUAUUUGAGAGUUGCCAAGCACCUUGAGUAUGCAACAAAACUACAUGUUCCAACAAUCAAGCACGCACCAACUGCAUUAACUUCAUCUUUAGAGGAGUAUUUAGAUGAUCCAAACUUUGAAGUGAACAGACGACAAUACUUGGCUGGAAAACUGACGGAAGGAAAGGAGAAUACUGACGGUUUUCCUGUGCAACAGCUGCAGCCACAACAAAAUGACCCAAUACAAGAUGUUCAAUCUCCUCCAUAUCAAACCCAGCAACAAGCUCAAGCUCAACAUCAUGUUCAACCACAACAAGUAGCUAGUCCAGGUUUACAAAGAACUAAUUCAUUAAUUGUUCAACAAUCUACAUUUAAUCCUUGGGGCUCAAACUUGCAACCACAACAGGUGCAGAUGUUACCACAAGGUACAUUACCUCCUGGCUCUUCAUUUGUCACAUUACCGGCAAUUUCGCAAGGUCAGGCAUAUCAACAUAAUGGUAUUCAACAGCAAUCUCUGCAACAACAAAAUGGUUUAACCUCUACAUUUACCGGCGCCGGUUUUGGUGGUUAUGGAUCCCAACUUCAACUGCAAACAACAGGUGGAAAUCCCUUCUUGCAAAAUGCUGUGACAGGCCCCACACAAAGUUUUGAUAAUUUCGCUUCUCAGCAACAACAACAACAACAGCAGCAGCAACAACUCCAGCAACAACAACAACAACAACAACAACAACAACAACAACAACAACAACAACAACAACAACAACAACAACAACAACUUCAACAAAGUAUGCAUUCUGGAAUAUCAAGGGCCGAUACUAAUCCAUUUUCGAAUUCAGGUUCGUCUAUGGCAAAUCAACAAUUAAAUUCCAUGAACACUGGUUCGAAUCCAUUUUUCAAUACCAGAUUUUCGCAAAACAGUUCUACUACGCCAUUAUCAUUCGCGAAUGACAAACCACAACAAGUUACAAGUACUGCUACAGGAUCUAACCCAUUCAAAGUAUCUGAAACAACAACUAAUCUUUUUAAUAAUGUCAGCAAUGGACCACAACCGCAAUUGAAGCCACAACCAACUGCCGGUGGGUUGGAAAACUUACCUACUGUUCCCGUUUUUCCAGACACUCAACAAGAGUCUCAAAAACAAUACUACUUGAAUAACGCAAGAAUGGAACUACAACAACAAAUGACUAAUAAUCAGCAAUUUCCUCAACAACCAUCCCAACAACAGCCUCAGCAGCAGCAAUGGAAUCAACCACAUCAAUUUCAACAAAUGCAACCUCAAUAUACACAAAACUAUCAGCAGCCACAACAGGCAUCGAUGUACAAUAAUACUUAUGAAGGACCAAGUUUAAUCUAA